Vollenhovia emeryi is the source of this 2094-nucleotide messenger RNA. RefSeq lists its product as uncharacterized. The record is from RefSeq and is a predicted model, not a curated record. Lineage: Eukaryota; Metazoa; Arthropoda; Insecta; Hymenoptera; Formicidae. The transcript is spliced from 2 exons. The annotation marks the transcript as partial.
GUGCCAGGAGAUAUUAAUCCAGCUAUUGACCGAAGACGUGCUAUAGCUUUGAAACUUAAAACUAGAGUUCAACCUUUUGUUCUUCUGGUUGGACCUACAGUGGAAGAAUACGAGGCUUGUUACUUGAUAAUUGAUGAAGUCAAUGCAUGUGAUAAUAUUUUUGCUGGCCUCUAUAGUGACUAUGAAAGAUUAAAAGCAUUAAAAGAGAGUGAAUUCUAUGUAGCUCCUAUAAGCUAUGUUAUUGGUAGUCAUUAUAGGCCUAGAACACAGAUGAAUAAAACAGUAAUGAGUCAUGAAUUUGAUACUGGUCAAUACAUUCCCAUAACAAAAGUUUUGAAACAUUUUGUAGAAUUACCAGGUUGCUUUGAUGCAAUUGUUUCAAACUUAGAACAUUUGUCUAAAACAGAUGAGCCUUUUUCAAAUGUUGUACAAGGAGAAAUGUGGAAAGAAAAAGUAGCUAAACAUUUCUAUGGUAAAACAGUGCUUCCACUAAUUUUUUUCUUUGACGAUAUGGAUCCAGAUAAUAUCACAGGUUCUCAUGCUGGUCACCACAAAUUAGGAGCACUUUAUUAUAGCAUUGCUUGUGUACCUCAGGAUUAUGCCUCAAAACUUGAAAACAUAUUUUUGGCUUCUUUAUUUCUCUCAGAUUGUAAAGUACAUGGAAAUAUGAAUUUAUUUAGACCAGUAAUACAAGAAUUGAUACAUCUGGAAAAAAAUGGAUUAAUUGUAAAAACUAAUUCAGGAGAGAAACAAAUUUAUUUUAGUUUGUGUCUUUUGCUGGGUGAUAAUUUAGGAAUUCACUCUAUUUGUGGUUUAGCUGAAGGAUUUAAUGCAAACUAUCCAUGUAGAAUGUGCAAGCAUCAUAGGAAUGAAAUUCUAUCUACAACAUCUCUUGCAGUACAUAAAAUGAGAACCAUGCAGAAUUAUGCUGUUGACGUAUUGUCACAAAAUCUUAGUAUGACUGGUAUCAAAGAAAAAUGUGUUUGGGAUAGUAUUCCCAGUUUUUCGUUUGUACAAAGCAUUUGCUUUGAUAUUAUGCAUGAUCUCUUAGAGGGGGUUUGCGGUUAUGAUUUAUCACUUAUACUUUUCGAUUUAAUAUGUAACAAAAAAUACUUUUCUAUAGAGACUCUAAACAAUCGUAUUCUUUAUUUUGAUUAUGGUCCAGUAGAGUCAGGUAAUGCAGUACCACAAAUUACAAAAGAGCACCUCAUUGCUGGUAAACUUAAGUUCUCUUCUUCAGAAAUGUUGUGUUUUGUCAGGCAUUUUGGAUUAAUGCUUGGUGAUUUAGUUCCUGAGGAUGUUGAAAGUUGGCAUCUUUAUUUAAAACUAAAAUCUAUUGUAGACAUAGUUUCGACACCUUAUGUGAACCUUCGAUCACUUAGUUACCUCAGUAUUCUUAUUUCAGAACAGCACGAAAUGUACCUUACUGUCUUUCCCAAUGUUACACUCAAACCUAAGCAUCAUUAUAUGCUUCAUUAUCCUCAAGUCAUGCGUCGAGUUGGUCCCUUAUGGCCUAUCUGUUGUCUUCGAUGGGAAGCCAAACACAGACCUCUUAAACAAGCAGCUCAUGCUACAAAUUCUCGCAGAAACUUGCCUUUGACUUUAGCGAUUAAACAUCAGCUGAAUUUGUGUGCCAGAUUUAUAUCUCAAAAGCCUCUAGGUGAGAAAUAUUGUUUUGGAGUUAAAGAAGAAGUUAGUAUUAGAGAUAGUAAAAAUUAUCAAUCAUUUCGUGAUAUUCUGCCUAAGGAUUUAGAUGAAAUCAUAAAUGUAUUCUCAUGGAUCAGAAUUGCAGGUACUAUUUAUAAGAAAGAAAUGUGUGUAGCUGUAACGUUCCACAAAGACACUGGUUAUCCUGUAUUUGGUCGAAUAAACUUGAUCACGUAUUGCAAAAAAUCUAAUGCUGUAUAUUUUCUUUUAUGUAUGUUUGAAACCGUGGAUUUUGUGGAACAUCUUUGUAGUUAUGAAGUGAUCGAAGGUUCCUCUGAAUGGAACUUUACUAAAUUUGACGAUUUAAUCGUACCCACGCCGUCUCAUUGUAGAGUUGGAGCGAGAAGUCCUUCUAGUUUUAUAACAUUCCGUCAUGCGUUUGUGUAA